This is a messenger RNA of Arachis duranensis, 2024 nucleotides long. Its product is annotated as ammonium transporter 2 member 4. Lineage: Eukaryota; Viridiplantae; Streptophyta; Magnoliopsida; Fabales; Fabaceae. Bases 440 to 1882 code for a protein of 480 amino acids. Gene Ontology annotation, cellular component: plasma membrane. Gene Ontology annotation, molecular function: ammonium channel activity. Gene Ontology annotation, biological process: ammonium transmembrane transport. The transcript has 4 exons. The record is from RefSeq and is a predicted model, not a curated record.
GUGUGUUAUCCCUACUUAGAGGCUCAAGUUAAGAAAAGAAGAGAGAUAAUAAGCAGCGCAAAAUUCAAGUGUAUUUGUUCUCUCUUGUUGUUGGCGAAUCUGGUGCACCUGCAACAGUUAAAGCUGCCAGCAUGAUCUGAACUUAUUACCUUCCUUCUUCCUUAUAUUUGUGUGUGGUGGCAAGAUCAGAUCAUGUGGGAGCUUCAUCUGUUGCAAUGGUAGCAUAUAUAUAUAAACCCUAAUUACUUCUUCCCCUGCCACUACAAAACCCUAGCUAGAACAAGGUUUCCUUCAUUCUUUCUUUCUUUUUCUUUAAUUUUUGUUAUAUAUGGAUGGAUAAGAUAAGAGAUUUCAAAUUAUGCGUUGUCGCUGAACGGCUCAAGAAUUUGCAGGAUUCAAGUAUUCAUCAUCAGAAAGAAGCUAAGGGAGGUGAUCGAUAAUGGGAGACGAGACGAGUCCUGAGUGGAUGAACAAGGGAGACAAUGCAUGGCAGCUGAUGGCGGCAACAAUGGUGGGGAUGCAAACAAUUCCAGGGCUAGUAAUCUUGUACGGAAGCAUGGUGAGCAGGUCAUGGGCCAUCAACUCGGCCUUCAUGGCCUUAUACGCUUUCUCCGCCGUGUUCGUUUGUUGGGCCAGCUGGGCUUACCGCAUGUCGUUCGGCGAAGAAUGGGUGUUUUUCUUGGGCAAGCCGGCGGUGGCGUUGGACGAGAAAUUCCUUCUAGGGAAGUCGUUUCUGGGAGCGUUCCCUACUGCAACGAUGGUGUUCUUUCAAGGAGUAUUUGCGGCCAUUACUCUGGUUCUUAUUGGCGGUUCAUUGCUUGGAAGAAUGAACUUCCGUGCAUGGAUGCUGUUUGUUCCUCUCUGGCUUACAUUUUCAUACACGAUCACUGCUUUCAGUAUUUGGAGCCCGAAUGGGUGGUUAUUUAAACUUGGAGUUAUUGACUUUGCUGGUGGCCUUGUUAUUCAUGUCUCUGCUGGUGUUGCUGGCAUUACCGCAGCUUUUUGGGUGGGUCCAAGAUCAGAGAAGGAAAGAGAAGCAUUUGCUUCAAAUAAUAUGAUUGUAGCAUUGGGAGGUGCGGGCUUGGUUUGGAUGGGGUGGUCAGGCUUCAACGGCGGUGCUCCGCUUGCUGUGAACACACUUGCAUCUCUCGCAAUUCUAAACACUCAUGUCUGCGCUGCUACUAGCAUCGUCACAUGGCUCGUCCUCGACAGUUUAUGUGUCGGUAAGCCAACCAUGUUUGGCGCCAUUCAAGGCUUGAUCACCGGCCUUGUUUGCAUUACACCCGCCGCAGGAGUAGUGCAAGGUUGGGCAGCAAUUUUGAUGGGUUUGUUCUCAGGAAGUGUACCAUGGUACACAUUGAUGGUGCUUCACAAGAAGCUCAAAUUCUUAAACAAAAUAGAUGAUCCAAUGGCCAUUUUUCACACACAUGCCAUAACCGGAAUUCUUGGUGGAAUUCUAACAGGCUUAUUUGCUGUUCCUAAAUUGUGUCGCCUCUUCUAUGGAGUGCCUGAUUGGAAGAAAUACACUGGACUCUUUUAUGGCCUUAAAAAUGGUUUAGCCCAUGCUGGUUUGACUCAGUUGGGGAUCCAACUUGAAGCCACUAUUUUUGUAGUUGUAUUUAAUGUUAUUAGUACAACCGUGAUAUGCUUGGUUGUGAGGAGCAUAGUGCCAUUAAGGGUUGAUGAUGAGGAUGCAUUGCAAGUAGGUGGUGACAAAAGCAUGCAUGGAGAAGAGGCAUUUGCCUUGUGGUGUUCCCAUCAGGAUAAGGAUACCAAGUUUGAGAAUGUAAAGCAAAACAAAGUUUAUGACACAAAAGAUUUUUCGUCCUCCAUUGACGAAUCAUCAACCAAGAAGGCUUCUAGUGAAGUUCAAAUGGUUUGAGUCUCACUUUGAUUCUUCAAUUUAUUAUAUUCCCAUACAUGUAAUAAAGAACACUCCACAUGGAGUUCUACUUGUAAGGGGAAAAAAAGAAAAUCAAAGAUAGGAUAAAGGAUAUCAUCAUGUAGAGUUGGAAUAUAACGAU